ACUAUAUAAGACCGAACUAUUGUGCAGUUAGUCAACCAUAAUUCCCUUCCGUGAUUGAACAACAAACCGAUUUUAUAAAAGUUUUACGAACAAUAUUAAAAGUAAAACAUGAAUUUCAAAACGUUUAAAGUCUUGAUGGUAUCGAUUUUAAUCAUUUGCAAGGUUAAUUUUUCAACUUCCAAAACGAUAAAUAGAAACAUUGAUUCUGAAACUGGACAUGUUCGAGAUUGUCCAAAUGAUACAUUACCGACAACUCCAGCAUGUGGUUGUACCGACCCGAUUCCAACUACACCUUCACCUACAACACCGCCAUGUGGUUGUACCGAUUCGACUUUGACUCCACCGAACCCAACACCAAGUCCACCAUGCCCUCCAAGUACAUCAACUGAACAACCAGCUCCUCCAUGCACAGAUCCUCCAGCUUUCAACAUUCCAAAUCCAUAUCCAGAAUGCCCUUUGGUAGCCGAUCCACAAGUGGAUGUGUUAAAACCGUUACCUAAAUGUUGUCAAUUUGUUCAUUGUGAUAACUUUGGUGUUGGUCAUGUGAAAAAUUGCGCGCCAAGUGAUCCACCAUUGGUAUUUAGUCCAUGCGAGAACCGAUGUGUUUGGCCCUGGGAAGCUGGUAAUAUAACAUGUGAUCCUUGUACAUGUUAAGUUUAUGAUCGUGCCGACGAUAUUUUUCUCAAGACAAAUUAUGCACAAUUUAA
Messenger RNA from Chrysoperla carnea, 707 nucleotides. RefSeq names its product inverted formin-2-like. The transcript is spliced from 2 exons. The record is from RefSeq and is a predicted model, not a curated record. Lineage: Eukaryota; Metazoa; Arthropoda; Insecta; Neuroptera; Chrysopidae. The coding region runs from base 109 to 654 and encodes 181 amino acids.